Molecule: messenger RNA, 411 nt
Organism: Limulus polyphemus (Atlantic horseshoe crab)
Lineage: Eukaryota; Metazoa; Arthropoda; Merostomata; Xiphosura; Limulidae
Exons: 1
Coding region: 1-411 (136 amino acids)
Source: RefSeq, a predicted model, not a curated record
AUGAGAUUUGAAGGAACUGGAGUUAGACACAGAAUCAGAUUAAAAGAAAUUGGAGGUAGACAGAACACCAGCUUCGAAGAAACUGGAGGUAAACACAAUAUGAGAUUUGAAGGAACUGGAGUUAGACACAGAAUCAGAUUAAAAGAAAUUGGAGGUAAACAGAACACCAGCUUCGAAGAAACUGGAGGUAGACAGAACAUGAGAUUUGAAGGAACUGGAAUUAGACACAGAAUCAGAUUAAAAGAAAUUGGAGGUAAACAGAACACCAGCUUCGAAGAAACUGGAGGUAGACGCAAGAUGAGAUUUGAAGGAACUGGAGUUAGACACAGAAUCAGCUUAAAAGAAACUGGAGGUAGACACAACAUGAGAUUUGAAAGAACUGGAGUUAGACACAGAAUCAGAUUAAAAUAA